Messenger RNA from Mugil cephalus (flathead mullet), 2396 nucleotides. RefSeq names its product Ras homolog, mTORC1 binding like 1 (gene rhebl1). The transcript has 8 exons. The coding region runs from base 371 to 925 and encodes 184 amino acids. The record is from RefSeq and is a predicted model, not a curated record. Gene Ontology annotation, cellular component: plasma membrane. Lineage: Eukaryota; Metazoa; Chordata; Actinopteri; Mugiliformes; Mugilidae. Gene Ontology annotation, biological process: small GTPase-mediated signal transduction. Gene Ontology annotation, molecular function: GDP binding; GTP binding; GTPase activity.
UGUGCUUACACAAUGUCAGUUUCCGUCAGUUUGACUUGUGGAUCGUAACCGCGUUGAACCACGAGCUUUUUUGUUUCCAGUUUCAGUUGAAAAGACAAUUUCUUAAUUACAAUUUACCUGUCGAUAUCGACGACUGCACCAGAUACACCAGAAUAGUAGAAUUUUUGGUGAUAAGUACAAGGUGUAUUUGUUGUUGUUAAAUUUUGAAGUUUCAGCUCGAGGCCCAGCGGAGAGCUCGAACGGCGGCGGCUCUGAAAAGUUUGUUGUUGUCACGUGACCUUAGACGAAUGUGGCGAUAAAACUUUGUUUAGAUACUAAAACUAGGUGGCGUAGUACAUUUUCAAAACCUAUUGAACACAGUUUCACCACAAUGCCUCAACCAAAAUACCGAAAGAUCGCCGUAAUUGGUUACCGAUCUGUAGGAAAGUCAUCUCUUACAAUACAGUUUGUGGAAGGACAAUUUGUUGACUCCUAUGACCCCACCAUCGAAAACACCUUUAACAAAAUGGUCAGCGUGAAUGGUCAAGACUUCAAUCUUCAGCUAGUUGAUACAGCUGGGCAAGAUGAGUACUCAAUUUUUCCACAAUCCCACUCAAUGGACAUUCAUGGCUAUGUCCUUGUCUAUUCAGUGACUUCCAUGAAAAGUUUUGAAGUUGUGCAGGUUCUACAUGACAAGCUGCUAGACAUGGUUGGGAAGAUUCAGGUCCCAACUGUUCUUGUAGGGAACAAAAAAGAUCUUCACAUGGAAAGAGUGAUCAAGCCAGAGGAGGGAAAAAAACUCGCUGAUUCCUGGGGUGCUGCGUUCAUGGAGUCCUCAGCCAAGGAGAAUGAGACUGCUGUGGAGGUUUUCAAGCGGAUCAUAUUGGAGAUGGAGAAAGCUGAUGGAAAUGCACCGGCAGAGGAGAGGAAGUGUGCUGUGAUGUAAAAGUGUUUCCAGGACAUCAGUAAGCUGAUUUACUGAAGACAGGAGGCACAACUUCACCAGCUUGCCAAUCGUGACCUCAUCAGCACCAAGACACUGCAGUGGAACUUUUCAACUUCGUUGUGACCAGAUUGAUUUACAUUACAAAGCCGCCGCUCAGCCAGUUGAUAAACUAUCACUAAUUGUAAUCGCAGGGAGAGUUUUCCAAGAUUAAUUUCUGUUUUAAACCUGAAACCACCUUCUUUAAAUACUGAAAUGUAAUCCAUGACUAGGAAGAAUACUGAUAUUGGAUUCAAUCAAAUGCGAAGAAAAAUAGUAGGACUGCCGAAAUAUUUUGGUCCAAAUUGUCUGUUUGAUUUUUUUUUGUAAUGUUUGGGACAUAAUUGACUUCUGUCUCAAACAUUUGAGUUAUGAACAGUGGGGACUGAUUAAUAACCUUUCUGAGGAUUUGUGUAUUUUUUCAUCAGAUCUAUUUUACAGCCAUCCAGAGUCACAGUACACAUUGCUUUAAAUGUGGUGUUCAGGUGUUGCUAUUUCUCACAUAUGUUGUAUUUCCUUCAACACCCUGUAUUGGGAUUUCACACAUGAAAUCUCACUCUGUUCUCGCAGUUCUCACUGUAGUUUUUAUCAACCCAUCUUCAGGUACCGUUUACCAGUGAACUAUGGAGCUGUGUCUUCAUGACGGAGGAGUCUUACUGUAUAUUUAAAACCACAUAUUUUUAGCCCUUCUGCUAAGCAGAUAGACCUUGGUUAUUUCUACAGUUUCCUUUCUUCUUAUUAACUGUAAUAAAGAUGUUAUGGACAGCACAGUUUUAGUAUAGAUUGGAUUGAUCUUGCUAAGUACCUGUUAUGGCCUUUUUAUCAAUAGUAAUAGAAUCUUAGAAACUGGUUUGGUACUAUUGGUUAUACUUUGAGUGUGGUGCACACUCUCUUCAACAUCCUUAGUCGACUGCCUUCAUAUAUGUGCAUUGUAAUUAUGAACAGUUUUUAAAUUACAUUUUAACAUUGCCUAUGACAAUUUAAGUGGCCAAAAAGGUUGGUUAGUAAUUUUUGAACUCAUUGUUCAGAUUUGAUGGUUAAUACAGGCUUGAUAAAUCUAAGCCAGUACUAUAUGACCUGUUUUUCAAACAUCUUGACGCCUUACAUAAAGCAUGACAGACGGUGAAUUUUCCUUCACAAACCCCAUGUUAUUUUUGUAGUGGGUGAUUGUAAUUUUAUCAAGUGCUUUGCUGAGUAAAUGGUUGAUGAACGUUGAACAGACGCUGGUGAUGCUGUGUCUUGUGCCUUACAGUUGUUCAAACUCUUUCAUCUAAUUCUUUUCAUGACUCAAGGUGCUUUUUUUUUUCUUCUGUUGACUUGACACCAUGGGUGCAGGUGUUGUGCACCUGAACACCAAUAUUCCCUUGUGAGUCAAUGUUGAUUCAGAAACCUUGCUGUAAACAGUUUUGUAUAUAAAUAAAUCUGUUACUCAUUU